UGUACAUUCAUACUUGUCCAUGUGGGGCUCUUUAAAGGUGCCCAGAGGAGCUGAUAACAGCGGUGUGUUUUGUGUGUGCAGGAUCUUGAAGUUUCUUGUGGCCAAGAGGAAGUUUAAGGAGACGCUGCGUCCGUAUGAUGUAAAAGAUGUCAUAGAGCAGUAUUCAGCUGGACACCUGGAUAUGCUGGGCCGCAUCAAGAGCCUGCAGAUGAGGGUGGACCAGAUAAUUGGGCGAGGAACUGUUCAGCCAGAUAAGAAGGCGCGAACCGAAAAGGGAGAGAAGACGCCGCCAGAACUGGACUCACUGGAUGAGCUAAGCAUGAUGGGACGUGUAGUUAAAGUGGAGAAACAGGUACAAUCCAUAGAGAACAAGCUGGACCUCCUGCUCAACUUCUACUCCCAGUGCCUAAAGAAAGGCUCGUCCCACUUCACCCUGUCCUCCCUCCUGGACCCCGACCUGACAUCUGACUACCAGAGCCCCACGGACCAAAGAGACCUCUUCCCCUCUGCCAACACGCUCAACAUCUCCCAAUCCGAGAGCGGCAACUUGGAAUGACAGUGAGCCGACUGUCUGAGCGCCAGACACAAACCCUUUACAGUACGUCUUCCUCAGGCUGAGUCCUCGGCCUAAAUGUCUUGUCUUCACUUCAUUUCAUUUACACUCUGCAGUGAUUUGUCUCGCCCCCCCCUCCCAUCUCAAAUCUGCAUCCUCCACCUUAGUGAAUGUUUCCAGACCUGAUAACAGACAGAGGCCACCAGAUGGCUCCACCUGACGAGGAGCCUCAGCCAAAGCUGCUCACCGCACACGCCUCUCAGCCCACUAGAUGAGGACGGAGACGAGGAAAUGACACAUGAACUAUUACUUGACUACUGAACCACUCUCACCCACUCACCUCAUGCUAUAUAAUCUAUGCCUACUUUAAAGCUUCAGCUGUAGAUAAUCAGACUGUGCGUUGAAGUUUUUCAAAUCUCUGGAGGAAUCUUAUCUUUUCUCCCCGUCAUCAUUUCUUCUUCUUCUUUUUUUUUUUCUUGGCUGCUUGACUCGACUUACUGAGAGUUUUCUGACUCUGCUGACACAGACAGCUCUGCAAGUGCCAUGCCAGUCAUUUUGUUCAGUACUUUGCCAGUCAUAGUCGUGGGGGGGGGGAUGGCGUCACAUUUCUUCAUACUGUGAUGAAUGUAAUGGGUCCCACCUGCAGUUUUGCAUUCUCACCAGACAAACUAAUAAGCACUGAAGGAGCCAGACGGAAAGUGCUUCCUUGCACCUGGACGGGCAGACUCAGCUGACCUCGCCAAACGGUACACUGUCUCACCCCAACAAGGGAGUUUUAAAUGUGUAAACCCUGCUUUAAUAGCCCAAACGGAGCUACAAGAAUGUGUUGGACUGACUGGUGUUGUUUGUUUUGAUCUCCCUUUCUUUAAAGUUUGAUCUCGAACAAGCCCACAUGCAAAAAAAAAAACCCAAAACGCAAUACAUAGUUCCCUGUUUGGCUGGCAUUCAAAUGAGGAAUGGUCCUACUUAUUGAGGAUUUAAUCAAGCCAAAAUGUUCUGUCACAGGUUCAAACUCCCUCCUCUGCUCCUUGACUAUUUCAGCAUCGUAAAGUUAACGUGCCCUUUAAACCUCUUUUGUCUUGCAGCCCACACUUCCUGACGUGCAUGCUGUCCCGUAGAUAAAAAAACCCCUCACAGAUCCUCACUUUCUCAUCAUGUAGCCUCAGGUCAGGUUUACCAUUUCAGCUGGUUCAGGCAGUCAGUAAUACUUCACAGCCCUUCUUAACACGAGGGUACUUCAUCAGAUGUCACUUGCAGAUUAUGCAGGAACUUUUUGGCCAGUUUUGUGCAGUUUUUAAAAGAAAACCAACCUGUCAGGUCUAAUGCAUGAAUUCCAGACCUUUAUCCUCAUGAAUGCACGUGUCUUAGGAAACAGUUCCAGCCUUACAGCUUCAACACGAAGACAGCGUGCAGGGUGCCCAAAGGUGUUACUGACUGUCUUUGCCGGUGCACUUUACUCUCUUCCGUCUUUUCUGGUUUCGUUACUUGUUCGCUCUCUAAACGCUUCUGUGCUGAUGGACAAAACUGGAGCGUGCACACCUGCAAACACACAAACGAUGAAAGCGAUUCCUUUACUUAAAAAAAAACAACAACUUGGCACUUGACAAAUAUAACACGUGUUCUUUUUUUGUCAUGUCUAAUUGUAUCUUUCAUUUGUUUUUGAUUUCUUUACUGUAAUUGUGUUCAUACAGUUGAUUUUAUGCAACCUAGAGCAGAAAAAUGUUUUGUUUUUUUAAUGAUUCUGGUUGUUAAAGUGAAAGUAGGAUUUAAUUUAAUAUAUUUAAUUCAGCUAGAAAAUGAUCUUUAAAAAUAAAUGUAGCAUUUUUCUCGAGUUAAAUCACGGACGGCUCAACUGUAAACCACACGCAGCAGCGGAUCAGGUUCACGCACAUGACUUGCAGAGCUCGUGUUUCUUUUUUUUAUUCUAGAAAUGUCUUCCGAUAAUUGCUGCCAGCUUCGAGUAAGAAAACAUUCAUCACACUGCUUUUGGCCAGUCUAAACAUUUCUUCUGUCCCCUCAUUUAUUUGGUCCAGUCAAGCCAGUUGACUCAGGUGCUCCACUUUUCCAUUUAAGCCAAGCCCCGACUUUUAAACAGUGAAUGUACUUAAUUGCUCGGUGUUUUUAGAUCUAUUUAUGGUCUGUCGCUCUUGCUGCCAGGACAGCGACAGAACUCGCUGUUGGCGUCAUACGAGUUUUUGCAUUCAUUUCAUGGAGAAAUGUUAGUUAGUUGAAUUCUUUGGCCUAGAUUGUAGCAGAGACGCCCGUUUAUUAGAGGCGUCAACAGUGCUGUCACUUCAUCGUCACGUGGAAUGUUGAGCUUCAUGAAAACGUAUGUGAGACCACUGUAUUGCAUGUUGUUGUUUCGUGGUGGCCCCAGUAUUAGAAGAAACAAAAAAAAAACUAAACUUAAGGUUUUCUCCUGUAGAAUCUUGAGUCAAGACAAGAAAGGAAAUGACCUGUGCCUUCUCUGCCCUCGUUCUGUAACUGAUAUGGUACAGCUUUCUAUUUUAAACUUAAAUAUUAAACCUGCUUUGAAGUAUUUCGUAGGUGUAUCACGUGAAGAUAGCCUUGCUUCUUUUACCUUUUUUUUUUUUUGAAAAACCUUAAACUAACUAAAGACACAUUAUCGAAAUUGUUCUAAAGAUUUUACGACUGCUGCGAACUUUGAUAUUUUCUGAGAGUGUUACUACUGUAUGUUCAGCACAUCGAUGUACCUCUACCAGGACCUCCUCGCAUCGACGCCCUCACUGUAUUAUAACACCUGUCAGAGCUGGAGGCGGGAGGCAUGGACAUUUGUUGUCACAGGAAAGUCUGCAGGCAUGUGUCCUUUCAUAAGCAUGUCACAUAGAUCCGAAUGGCUUCCACACAACUACCUCUGAGGCCACUAGGGGGCGCUAGUCUAGGAAAACCGAGUAUGAGAAACGGUAACUGAUUGUCUAACUGACUGAAUGCUAUGCAUGACUCAAUCUGCACGUUCUCUUUUUUCACUUCUUCUUCUUCUUCUUCUUCUUCUUCUUCUUCAUGACGUCCUACCAUCCAUCGUUCACUGACUUGCUGCCAUUUGACAUUCCAGCUCAUUGCUUUUUAACUGCUCUCUUAGGUGUUGGAACUGUUGUUAAAAUGAAACAAUCAAGCAAUAAGCAACACGCUAACCUGUCAAAGUCUUCCGAUUCUAAUUGAUGUCGCUACUGGUUGAAUAAAACAUGGCGCUGAUUUAUUUUCUAAUCUAAUGCACACCUCUCUUUGAUCUUUUAAAGAGGUACAAAAUUGUAUCUGCUGAGGAUAAAAUUAGAUCACUUGACUAACUUAUUAAUUUAUUUGUUUCAAUAAAGCUAUUUGGACUGUA
Messenger RNA from Stegastes partitus (bicolor damselfish), 3899 nucleotides. RefSeq names its product potassium voltage-gated channel subfamily KQT member 4-like. NCBI's taxonomy places the organism in Eukaryota, Metazoa, Chordata, Actinopteri, Pomacentridae. The record is from RefSeq and is a predicted model, not a curated record. The transcript has 3 exons. Gene Ontology annotation, molecular function: voltage-gated potassium channel activity. Gene Ontology annotation, biological process: potassium ion transmembrane transport. Bases 20 to 556 code for a protein of 178 amino acids. Gene Ontology annotation, cellular component: voltage-gated potassium channel complex; membrane.